GUGGGGCGGAGGUUUCGGUGACAGGGAGGGAAUCGUGCAGAGGAGUAGGCUGGGGGGCCCUCCAGUCAAAUUGGUCAUUUUCUUCUCGUCUACUAGCUCGCUUGCUCUUUCUCUCUCUUCGGUCUUGGAUCCCCCGACUCUUCCGGAGCAGGGGUUGCUCCCUGCCCCGGGCCUGGCCCGCUGCCCCUCGAGGGGCAGAUGGCUGUCCGCAGCGGCAACACCUUGACGCCUUUCUCCAUCCAGGCGAUUCUUAACAAGAAGGAGGACAGGGUAGGACAUCCGUGCUUGGAAGGGCGCCUGCUCCCGGCUAGGGGAGCCGCGGCCCCUGCAGGCUCGGCCGCGGCGGCUCCAGCCUGUUGCUGGAGACUUUUUGGAGAAAUGGACUCGGGUACUGUGGGGGGAUCUGGGGAGACGCUCCUGCCCUCCCCGGCUGGGCCUAGGUCUGUGGCGGCAGCCGCAGCAGCAGCAGCAGCAGUGGCUGUGGGGCUGACAGCGGGGAGCCCGAGGGGCUGGGACUCGGACUCUGCUCUGAGCGAAGAGAACGAAGGGGAGCGGCGCUGCCCGGCGGAGGCUGUAGGAUUGCCCGGGAUGGCCAGCGGCGCGGGACGCGCCCAGGAAACUCCCUGCAGGGGGCAGCCGGGGCCAGAGGCUCCGGCCAAAGACCUGGAAGAAGAGCCCCCAGGCCUGAGUGACAGUGAGAUGUCAGCCAGCGUCUCAGAUCGCAGCCCGAGGACAGAGGAGGACGGAGGCGGAGGCGGCAAGUGCGAGAAACUCCUUUGUGGCGGGGGCCCUGGAGUAGAGGAGCAAUCUGCGCCCAAGCCUCGGAAGAAGCGCUCCCGGGCCGCGUUCUCUCACGCACAGGUCUUCGAGCUGGAGCGCCGUUUCAAUCACCAGCGCUACCUGUCUGGCCCGGAGAGAGCCGACCUGGCAGCCUCUCUGAAACUCACCGAGACUCAGGUGAAAAUCUGGUUCCAGAACCGCCGCUACAAGACCAAGCGCCGCCAAAUGGCCGCAGACCUGCUAGCUUCGGCUCCUGCUGCCAAGAAGGUGGCGGUCAAAGUGCUAGUGAGGGACGAUCAGAGACAGUACCAUCCGGGAGAGGUGCUCAGGCCCCCCUCCCUGCUCUCCCUUCAGCCCUCCUACUACUACCCCUACUACUGCCUUCCGGGCUGGGCCCUCUCCACCUGCACGGCCGCAGCGGGCACCCAGUGAAGGACUACGACAACGUCGAGCCAGGUCCCCAGACGCUUCCACAAAAACCUACCAGUCCUCCGAGUCAUCCGAGGAAAAGGACAUCAAGGACACUAUUUAUUAUGAUUUCUUUAUUUUUGUUAUUAUUGCUGUUGUUGGGUCUGAGAUGGCUUUUCAUUAAGGAUGAGGGAAGUAAGGGGAUUAAUUGGGGGGGGCAGGAUAAGGGUAUAGGGGAAAGUGGGGAAUUGCUAUUUGUCAAGUUGCCUAACUUCACAGACAUUUACAACAAGCCGAGAGCUUCGUCCAUUCGGCCAAACGAGUUCAUGGUAUCCAUGCUACCGAGAUAUUUGUAUAUACCUAUCUAUUUUUUUUAAUUGGAUUGAUAUGGAGUUGGGGGAAGGGGAUCGAUUAGACCCAAAACCCACCGGAGUCAUACCAAGGGCACCCUGAUGGAUGGAUUGAAAAUGAUUGUUGCUGUCUUGGUUAUUUUGAUUUGGGUUUGGUGUCUGUGUGCCUGUCCCCAACCCUCCUCUGGCGCCCGAGCCUGUGGCCCUGCAGCUGGCCCUGUUCGGCGCUGAAUGUAAGUAAGCCUCGUUUUAUGCUCCUUGGUUCACUCUCCGUGGCUAGCGCCGCAGGACUCUAAGUGGCCUAGUGUGAGACCCAGGCUAAUGCAGUUUAUCCACCUUGAGGGAAACUUUUACGGAGACUCUUUUCUUUCUUUUCUUCUUUCCUUCCUUCUUUCCUUCCUUCCUUUUUUCUUUCUUUCUUUCUCUUUCUUUCUUUCUUUCUUUCUUUAAAGGGAGUUACGACUCGUAGCACUUUCCAGCUGUAUUAAAAUUAUUAUUACUGUUAUCAUUAUUUUUGUAUUCAAUGUGAAUAUUUCUAGUCAGUGUUUUGAAACCGUUGUCUUCAGACAGGAAUCUCCGGACUUUCCAGUGCCCCCUCCUUCACCUUUUCUCUCCUUGUUCUUACCCCCUCCCCCUCAAAAAAACUCUCCUGAAGAAAACAAGCUGUCACGCUUGUUCUCUUGUCGAGCUUACUGAGGUUCUCUUCCAGUUCGUUCACCUCUUCGCUUCUCAAGGGCACCACGCACUCAACCACAGUAUUACUUUUAAGAGAAUUGUGAAUAUUUGUAAGCUAUAUCCGCUUUUAUUUUUUAAUUUAUAAACUUUA
Messenger RNA from Phascolarctos cinereus (koala), 2364 nucleotides. RefSeq names its product NK3 homeobox 2 (gene NKX3-2). Gene Ontology annotation, biological process: regulation of transcription by RNA polymerase II; cell differentiation. Lineage: Eukaryota; Metazoa; Chordata; Mammalia; Diprotodontia; Phascolarctidae. Gene Ontology annotation, molecular function: DNA-binding transcription factor activity, RNA polymerase II-specific; RNA polymerase II cis-regulatory region sequence-specific DNA binding. The record is from RefSeq and is a predicted model, not a curated record. Gene Ontology annotation, cellular component: nucleus.